Molecule: messenger RNA, 972 nt
Organism: Sclerotinia sclerotiorum 1980 UF-70
Lineage: Eukaryota; Fungi; Ascomycota; Leotiomycetes; Helotiales; Sclerotiniaceae
Exons: 2
Coding region: 1-972 (323 amino acids)
Biological process (GO): branched-chain amino acid biosynthetic process
Cellular component (GO): acetolactate synthase complex; mitochondrial nucleoid
Molecular function (GO): acetolactate synthase regulator activity
Source: RefSeq, a predicted model, not a curated record
AUGUCUUCACGCAAAGCAAUUCUCUCGCUCUCUGGAGUGAGGGCUGCAAUUCCUAAACGCAGCACCUCUGUCGUCCCUCGACAAAUUCAAAGAUAUCAAUCCUCUUCUACUUCAGCUCUAGAAUAUAAGGCGCUCCACCGCCGCAUUUCACCCCUUCCUACAUCCGAUGCGCCUCCAGCUUGGUCUGCUCAAGCAGCUGUCUCCAACAUUCUCUACGAAACCCCCGCCCCUUCUGUCACCCCCGCAAAGCGCCAUGUCCUUAACUGUCUCGUACAAAACGAACCUGGUGUGCUCUCUCGCGUCUCUGGAAUUCUCGCAGCUCGUGGCUUCAACAUUGAUUCCUUGGUCGUUUGCUCUACUGAGGUCGAAGAUUUGUCCCGCAUGACAAUUGUUUUGUCCGGUCAAGAUGGCGUUGUUGAGCAAGCUCGUCGUCAAUUGGAAGAUUUGGUUCCAGUCUGGGCUGUCCUCGAUUAUACCACUUCACCGCUCGUGCAAAGAGAAUUACUUCUUGCGAAAAUCAAUCUUCUCGGUCCAGAAUACUUUGAGGAAUUAUUGGCGCAUCACAGAGAAAUUACUGCUAGUGAUCCUGAAGCUUUGGAAGGACAAGAUGACUGGGCUACAAAGAGAUUGGCAGAAUUGAAGGAUAGUGAUGAUUUCCAUCCCAUUAAAUUGGCCCAAAGUCAAGCUUUAAGACACAAGCACGAGCAUUUGAAGUCAAUCACAUAUUUCACACAUCAAUUUGGAGGCAAGGUUUUAGAUAUCAGCACACACAGCUGUAUUGUCGAGGUCUCAGCCAAACCAACCAGAAUCGAUUCAUUCAUGAAGCUCAUUGCUCCAUUCGGAAUCCUCGAGUCUGCACGAACAGGUCUCAUGGCUCUUCCUCGAUCUCCACUAUACGGUCCCAACGAACAAGAUAACUUGGUGAAGGACGCUGAGGAAAUUGUUGAUGCAAGCACUUUACCCCCAGGAUAG